Messenger RNA from Megalops cyprinoides (Indo-Pacific tarpon), 927 nucleotides. Its product is annotated as visual system homeobox 2-like. Bases 1 to 927 code for a protein of 308 amino acids. Gene Ontology annotation, biological process: regulation of transcription by RNA polymerase II. Gene Ontology annotation, molecular function: RNA polymerase II transcription regulatory region sequence-specific DNA binding; DNA-binding transcription factor activity, RNA polymerase II-specific. The transcript has 5 exons. NCBI's taxonomy places the organism in Eukaryota, Metazoa, Chordata, Actinopteri, Elopiformes, Megalopidae. The record is from RefSeq and is a predicted model, not a curated record.
AUGGAGAAUGAUGAAUUGUUUGUAGACACUUGUGGACCAUGUGACCCUGAGGAGAAGGCGGGACCAGGGCAGGAGGAAACAGUCUGGACACACAAGCCUCCGCGCCCUGAAAGGAAAGUGGACAUGUUCAGCCCUGGGCAACUGGUGUCGGCUUUAUCGCCUGCCGUCUUCCCUUCCUCGCCAGCGCACUUCUAUCCAGCUCUCCCGGCUAGGCUCGGCACAGCGCAGAUCUCCAGCCUGCUCAUUCCGAGGCCCCUGGUAAGCUACGAGAUCCUCCAGAGCUACCUGCAGCCCGAGCCGUGCAAGCAAGCUCUGCUCCUGGCCACGCAGGCGGCCGGCUUGGUGGGAAUCACAGACUACACAGACGAGCCACGGCCGGUGAAGCAGAGGCGCGCGCGGGCCAACUACAGCAGCUGGCAGCUGGAGGAGCUGGAGAAGGCCUUCGAGAGCACACAUUACCCUGACAUCUUCAUGAGAGAGGCCCUGGCCCUCCGUCUGGACCUCAUUGAGGCCCGAGUGCAGGUGUGGUUUCAGAACCGCAGGGCCAAAAUGCGGAGGCAGUUGAAACUACAGGGACGGACAGAAACCAAAGACCGCGAGGAGACUGCGACCCCACCUGGAACCGUAUCACGCCAUGGCGCCCAGGACACCGAGAACUCAGACACAGAGCAAUGGAACAGCAAACGGGAGAGGGCAGGCUGCCCCAGGCCCGGGACCCUGGCCCAUUUUCAGGGUAUGGCGCGGGGGUCCAGGGAACAGAGGAGGGUGGAGGGCCCGGGCACGGACGAAUUGCGCUCCUACAGUAUUGCCAAGCUUCGGGCCAAAGCCAAAGAGCACGAGGCAGUUAUCCACAGCAGCGCCGCCAAAUCCAGAUUAGAGCUGCUGCCACACACAGAAGCCUCUCCCAGGGACACGGAGAGUGACUGA